CUUCCAUUUCAGCUCCAAUUCUCGUUCCAUCUGGUUUUAAUCCCUCGAGGCGGCUCCAGCUACAAGCGAUCGAGCGAGAGAGAGAGAGAGAGAUGGUAAACUCACCGGUGGUGAACACGUACCCACUAUCGAACUACACGUUCGGAACAAAAGAGCCGAAGAUGGAGAAGGACACCUCCGUCGCCGAUCGCCUCGCUCGAAUGAAGGUCAACUAUAUGAAAGAAGGUAUGAGGACAAGUGUCGAGGCAAUUUUAUUAGUACAGGAACACAAUCAUCCUCAUAUACUAUUACUGCAGAUCGGAAACACUUUCUGUAAACUUCCUGGGGGACGAAUAAAGCCUGGAGAGAAUGAGAUCGAGGGGUUAAGGCGGAAGUUGUGCAGCAAACUUGCUGUUAACUCACCUAACUUUCAGCCAAAUUGGCAGAUUGGAGAGUGCGUUGCAGUCUGGUGGAGGCCAAACUUUGAAACAAUAAUGUAUCCAUACUGCCCUCCUCACAUCACUAAACCCAAGGAGUGCAAGAAGCUUUUCAUUGUUCACCUAUCAGAAAGGGAAUAUUUUGCUGUUCCGAAAAACUUGAAGUUGCUUGCUGUUCCGUUGUUUGAACUCUAUGACAAUGUUCAGAGAUACGGGCCCGUGAUUUCUACUAUCCCUCAACAGCUUUCAAGGUUCCAGUUUAACAUGGUUCAUUCAUAAAGCUAGCGGAUAGCUAGAUUCGAAUACAAAUACUGAUGGAUGUUACCUCAGUAGGAGUUCAAGCUAACUUCAGUACUUUGCAUUUGGUUUAAUAUAUGUACCUUCUAAGGAGUUUGAUGACUGUAGAUUUAUUAUCACAUCAUGUAUGCAUGGUUAGCACAAGGUUGAUUUGACUGUAGAUUUAUUAUAGAUUCAUGUAUUGCUUGGUUAGUACAACGAAGUAGCAUGUUUAGGCUGGAGAACUUUAGGUCAUGGAUGGGAGAGAUUGUACCAUAAAGUUUGGUGAUUUCAUGUUUUCAUGUUGUAGCUUUAACUCAUGCUUUUGCUUUGUUGUA
Messenger RNA from Asparagus officinalis (garden asparagus), 1030 nucleotides. RefSeq names its product pre-mRNA cleavage factor Im 25 kDa subunit 2. Bases 93 to 695 code for a protein of 200 amino acids. The record is from RefSeq and is a predicted model, not a curated record. Gene Ontology annotation, cellular component: mRNA cleavage factor complex. Lineage: Eukaryota; Viridiplantae; Streptophyta; Magnoliopsida; Asparagales; Asparagaceae. The transcript has 7 exons. Gene Ontology annotation, molecular function: mRNA binding.